Arabidopsis thaliana (thale cress) is the source of this 538-nucleotide messenger RNA. RefSeq names its product Carbohydrate-binding X8 domain superfamily protein. The coding region runs from base 61 to 411 and encodes 116 amino acids. Gene Ontology annotation, cellular component: plasma membrane; membrane. The transcript has a single exon. NCBI's taxonomy places the organism in Eukaryota, Viridiplantae, Streptophyta, Magnoliopsida, Brassicales, Brassicaceae. The record is from RefSeq and is marked reviewed.
ACCUACAUAGAUAUCCAAAAACUAAAUUAGUUGAAUACAAUUCAAUUGUCAGUUUUAAAAAUGGCCAAAAUAUCAUCACCUUUGGCUCUCUUAUUCAUCAUGUUAUCUUCCAUCAUGAUCAACCAUAUCCAUGUGGCGAGUUCCAAAACAUGGUGUAUAGCAACUCUAAUCGCAACGAAUGCGCAGCUGCAAGCAAAUAUUAAUUUUGCAUGUAGUCAAGGAGUUGAUUGUAGGCCAAUCCGACCUGGUGGAUCUUGUUUUAUCCCUAAUAAUCUUGCAAAUCAUGCAUCGUUUGUGAUGAACUCUUAUUAUCAGACCCAUGGUCGUACCAAUCAGGCAUGUAGUUUCAAAAAUACCGGCACAUUUGCUGCUACCGAUCCUAGUUUUGGUAAAUGUGUGUAUGCGUCUUAGAAAUUUUAUUUUGCUUCGAUAAUUUCUAUGCGUAAUAAAACAAUGAAUUGGUGAUUACAAUCAUCCAUUGGUGAAUACAAUACGUAAUAAAAGAAAUGGUGAUUUCAAUCAUCCAUUGGUGAAUAAA